GGUUUUUUGGCUUCUUUUGCCUCUGUUUUUCCGGUUAGAGUAACUCGAUCAGAGGCCGUUGUCGGCGUCAGAGGGAGUUCGGCAAUCUUUACUUUGAAAGAUCCAUUUGUUGUUAGAAGUUCUGCUAAAAAUCGGCCGUUCUACGCAUUCAAAUCGUUUUUUUAUAGAUUGGAAACAAAGCCCCGAUUUAAUUGUUUUCGCCUGAUCCUCUGAAGAUUUAUUCAUCAAGGAGAUCUGUAUUUUUUGUUUGAUCUCUAAAGAGAAGCGCUGCAGAACUUAUGCGCAUAGCUGGAUCCAAUCGCUACUACUUCUUGAACCCUAACGAGAAAGAAAUCCUAGCUAAGAUGAAGAAGGAGGGGUCUCCGGUAGAGGAUAUAGAGGAAGGGGAGAUUUCGGGAGGAGAGGUUUCUGAUUCGGAGUCAGUCGAAGAGAUUACCGAGCAAGAUUUUAAAAAUGACGCUAAAGGAGGAUCGAAAGAGACAACAGGAGAACCGAAACAGUCUCCUAAAGGAGGAGAAUCUAGGGCUUGGUAUCAGUAUCCUGUGACAAGUGGUUAUGGCUCUGGUUUUCAUAAUCUUGCGUGGGCGCAGGCAGUUCAAAAUAGACCUCUUGAUGAGGUCUUCGUGAGGGAUUUUGGAUCUGAUGAGAAGUUGGUGAGAUCUGUGUCUAAACCAAUGAUAAAUAGCAGAGAAGACAAUAAUAAUAACAACAGAAGUUUAAAUUCUUCUUCUAAGGAGGUUUGUAACUUAAUAAGCGAUGACAGUAGUGAGGAAAUUGAUAGUAAGAUGGCUGUAGUUGGUGAAGAUGAAAAGGAGGAGGGUGAAUUGGAGGAGGGAGAGAUUGAUUUGGACUCAGAGAUGGUUGAGUCGGGACAUAGUAUUGAAAUUUCCAGUGAUGGUCAGUCUAACGCGGAGAAGGAUUUGAAAGAGAAGGAGUUUGAGAAAAGGCUUAAUUCAAUUCGAGAAUGUUUAGAGACUGUAACUGUAAAAGAAGCUGAUAAAUCUUUUGAUGCUAUCUGUUUCCGAAUGCGAACGUCUCUGGAGAGCUUGCAAGCAAUGAUUUCGGAGAACCGUGUCCCUGCCAUGGAUGAUCUUAUUGAGCAAUCUUUUACUGGAAUUCAGACGAUUAAUUCUGUUUAUUGUUCCAUGACCCCUCAGCAGCAGGAACAAAAUAAGGACAUUUUUUCUAGGUUGAUUGUACAUUUAAAGAUCCAAGAACCUGUUCUUUUUUCACCUGAUCGCAUGAAAGAGAUAGAGUCCAUGGUGCGAUCCUUGGAUUGUCCGUCUGCUUUAUCAAAUAUAAAGGUUCUGAAUCAAGAGAAAGAAGCACUGGUGGGUGUCCGGGAAAAUAUAAAAAAUUCUUCAAUUUUAUCUGAAAAAGCUGGUAAUGGUGUGGAUUUUUCAAAGAAGUUUCAGUUGGAGCCAAUGCCUGUUAAAUAUGGGGAUUGGGAUAAUUUGAAUACGAGGUCUGAGACUUCAAAAGCUGGGUUAUCAUUUGGCUCUAGGAGUAGAAUUGGCUUUGGUCCCCUUCUGGACCUUCACAGGGAUCAUGAUGCAGACAGUCUUCCUUCACCUACAAGGAAGGCUCCACCACCUUUGCCCAUGCAAAAACCGCUGUCUAUUUCAGAUGGGACACCUAGAUCAGAUUUAGUGACAAACAUUGUGGAAGAUAAAAUGGAUGACACGGCUUUGCAUCCUUAUGAAACUGAUGCCCUGAAAGCUGUUUCUACCUAUCAACAGAAAUUUGGACGAACUUCAUUGCUUUUGAGUGAUCGGCUCCCAAGUCCAACUCCUUCGGAGGAGUGUGAUGAUGGAGAUGGUGAUAUUAAUGGGGAGGUUUCUAGUUCUACAACUGUUGGUGGUGUUGCAACCAUAAAUUCAUCUACUUCAUUGAAAACUGUUAGUUCAGCCACUUCUUAUGCUGAUAACUUGAGUGGGCAAGGACUAGUUCCUGCUGUUAGUGUUGGACAGUUGGGUUCUAUGUCAAGUCAUGUCAUAAGAACCGCAAAGAAUAGAGACCCUAGACUUCGGUAUGCCAACUCUGAAGUUGGUCCUUUGGAUUUAAAUCAACGCCCCCCAUCUGGAGAUCAUGACAUACGUAAGAGUGAGCCCCUGGGUGGAAUUAUGGGUUCGAGGAAGCACAAGAUUGUUGAAGAGUCUCUGUUGGAUGAUCAUACAUUUAAAAGGCAAAGAAAUGGAUUGAUAAAUUCUGGGGCUUCUGGAGAUGUUCAAGUGGUAUCUGGAAGUGGGGGGUGGUUAGAAGAAAGCAGUUCUAUGGGGCUACAGCCAACUGACAGAAGUCGACUGAUUGAAAAGAGAGAAAGCGAUCCUAGGAAAUUGGGAAGUGGGGAAGCUAGUUUUGGCAACAAGCAGGACACUGGUUGCAGUACUUAUAAUGUGACAACUGGUGGGAAUGAACAAUUAACAGCAUCUGGUAUUGGCAGUACAGUGUCAUUACCUUCUCUCUUGAAGGAUAUUGCUGUAAACCCAACCAUGUUGAUGCAUCUGAUUAAAAUGGAACAUCAAAGAUUAGCAGUAGAAGCUCUGCAGAAGUGUGGCAAUCCUGCUCAGAGCACGAUGCAGUCAUCCAGUUCAAGUGUGAUGCCAGGAAAAAUUGCUUCAGUAAAUAUUGCUUCAAAAACACUCUCAGAGCCUGAGAAAAAAUCUGCAGGAAAUUCUCAGAUUUCUGUCCAAACAGCGUCGAUGAUCCCUCACGGUGAUUUGGGGAAAAUUCGCAUGAAACCCCGUGAUCCUCGCCGUAUUCUCCACAGCAAUACUUUUCAAAAGAGUGACAGCUCUGGACCUGAGCGAUUCAAAGCAAAUGGUACCCCUUCACCGAAUACUCCGACUUGCAGGGACAACUUAAUUGUUCGUCAGCAAGGCGAACAGGCCCAGACAAAUUCCUUGCUCUCUCAGUCAACUGCACCACCAGAUAUUGCCCAGCAGUUCACAAAGAAGCUGAAAAAUAUUGCCAAUAUUUUAUCUGCUUCUCAAGCAAUUAAUACCCCCUCUGUAGUUCCUCAGACCAUCUCUUCCCAACCAGUACCUGCUAAGAUGGAUAAGGUGGAUAUGAAAGUUGUAGCAACAGACUCUAAUGACCAGCGAAGUUGGAGUGCUUUGACACCUGAAGAAAGGGCAGCUGGCCCUUCAUCACAGAAUGCAUGGGGAGAUGUUGAGCAUCUAUUUGAAGGCUAUGAUGACCAGCAGAAAGCUGCUAUCCAAAGAGAAAGGGCAAGGAGGAUAGAAGAACAAAACCAAAUGUUUGCAGCUCGGAAGCUUUGCCUUGUCUUGGAUCUGGAUCACACUCUUCUUAAUUCAGCCAAGUUCGUCGAAGUAGACCCUGUGCAUGAAGAGAUGCUGAGAAAGAAGGAAGAGCAAGAUCGAGAAAAACCGCAAAGGCAUCUCUUCCGUUUUACUCAUAUGGGAAUGUGGACAAAACUGCGACCGGGAAUAUGGAAUUUUCUCGAGAAGGCUAGUAAACUUUAUGAGCUGCACCUUUAUACAAUGGGCAACAAGCUAUAUGCAACAGAGAUGGCAAAGGUGCUUGAUCCAACUGGAGUUUUGUUUGCUGGGCGAGUUAUUUCAAGGGGUGAUGAUGGUGACCCUUUUGAUGGUGAUGAGAGGCAGCCUAAGAGUAAAGAUUUGGAUGGGGUUUUGGGUAUGGAAUCAGCUGUGGUAAUCAUAGAUGAUUCUGUAAGAGUCUGGCCUCAUAACAAGCUGAACUUGAUAGUUGUUGAGAGAUAUACUUAUUUCCCUUGUAGCAGACGUCAAUUAGGACUUCAUGGUCCUUCACUUCUUGAGAUCGACCAUGAUGAGAGACCAGAGGAUGGGACUCUAGCGUCCUCCUUGGCGGUGAUCGAGAGAAUACAUCAGAACUUCUUCUCACACCAGAACUUGAAUGAUGUGGACGUUAGAAACAUCCUUGCUGCAGAGCAACAAAAGAUAUUGGCUGGUUGUCGUAUAGUAUUCAGCAGGGUGUUUCCAGUUGGUGAAGCCAACCCCCAUCUCCACCCACUUUGGCAAACAGCCGAACAAUUUGGUGCUGUGUGCACCAAUCAGAUAGAUGAACAGGUCACUCAUGUAGUUGCCAUUUCUCUUGGAACUGACAAGGUGAAUUGGGCCUUGUCUACGGGAAGAUUUGUUGUCCACCCUGGCUGGGUGGAAGCGUCUGCUUUGCUGUAUCGGAGGGCGAAUGAGCAUGAUUUUGCCAUUAAGUUAUAAAAAAUCUCCCCCCUCCCCGAAUUCAUAACCCCAGAUCCCCACGGGUAAAAGUAAAACUGAUUAAACGGUAAUAUCAAAAAUUGAAUCAAGACGGAAUUGGGGCUGGUUGAGGUUGGAUAAGAUUAAGAUUGAGCUGGUGCAGCAUGCUCAGCCUGGUGUUGGUCAUAGUUGACAUGCAAGAUAUAAAUAUGCCCCAAAUUAUCCCUUCACCCAAGAGGAUCUCAUGCUAAUCUUAUUGCUGUGGGGGGAUUGUGGUGAUCGGACAAUACAAAACAUUUUGGGGCAAGAAAUUCAAAAUCUGAUAGAAGACUUCCUUGUAGGGUUUAUGAGAUACGAGUGGGUGCAAGGAAGUGGCUGACCUGGGUGAUUGUUGGGUUGGAGGGGCUUUGAAAGUUAUCUUUCUAACUUGGUUAUUAAGAUGAGGUUUCCAGGGCUCUAAAAGUGCCUGAUAUGAUAUAAUCAUCCCGAGACGCAACCAUGUAAUGGCACCAAAGUAUCAAACAUCCCAAAGAGGGGGAAAAAAGACCAAGACAGAUUUCGGAAAGUAAGAAAUCUUAUAUAUGACGAAUUGGUUGGGCAUUUUAAAUUAACAGAAUUCAAUUUUCAGUAUUAGUUUCAUGUCGGAACUCAAUUUGCAUUCUUAAUAUGCUUUUCCAACCGUAUUGAGGUAUGAACAAAGUCUGUUUCGAUUGGGGUUGCAAUGCAAAUGUAGUCGGUAAAGGAUUUGAA
Molecule: messenger RNA, 4949 nt
Organism: Nelumbo nucifera (sacred lotus)
Lineage: Eukaryota; Viridiplantae; Streptophyta; Magnoliopsida; Proteales; Nelumbonaceae
Gene: CPL3
Product: C-terminal domain phosphatase-like 3
Cellular component (GO): nucleus
Molecular function (GO): RNA polymerase II CTD heptapeptide repeat phosphatase activity
Source: RefSeq, a predicted model, not a curated record